Chaetomium globosum CBS 148.51 is the source of this 3291-nucleotide messenger RNA. RefSeq lists its product as uncharacterized. Gene Ontology annotation, biological process: protein import into nucleus. The coding region runs from base 1 to 3291 and encodes 1096 amino acids. The record is from RefSeq and is a predicted model, not a curated record. Gene Ontology annotation, molecular function: nuclear import signal receptor activity; small GTPase binding. Gene Ontology annotation, cellular component: cytoplasm; nucleus. The transcript is spliced from 4 exons. NCBI's taxonomy places the organism in Eukaryota, Fungi, Ascomycota, Sordariomycetes, Sordariales, Chaetomiaceae.
AUGGAUCAGCAGAGGUUGGCGGCACUCCUGCAGGAGUCGCAAGUUCCCGACACCCAGAAUCUCAAGGCGGUCACUGCCGAGCUUCAAAAAAACUACUACUCCCACCCGGAGUCCCUCCUUCUCCUCAUCGAGAUCGUCGCGACCCACCAAGAUGUCAUUGUGCGGCAGCAGGCAGCCGUGCAGGGCGCGCGGUUGGCCGUGAAGCACUGGGAGAAGAUCGCCAAAGCACAGAAGCCCGCUGUGCGUCAGCACCUUGUGCGAGCCACUCUCAAUGAGCAGAGCCCCCGGGCUCGCCAUGCCAACGCUCGUUUGGUUGCGGCCAUUGCUGCCAUUGACCUCGAAGAAGGCGAGUGGCACGAGUUGAUCCCCGCUCUUUUCACCCUCUCGAGCAGCAACGAGGUUGGCCAGCGCGAGGUCGGUUCCUACAUCAUCUUCAGCUUGCUGGAGGAGAACCCGACUUCCUUCGCCGACCAUAUGCCGAAGCUCCUCGAGCUUUUCGGCCACUCCCUGCGCGACCCCCAGAGCGCCGACGUCCGCAUCAACUCUAUGAUGUCCAUUGGCGCCAUGCUGCUGAUGUUUGAGCCCCUCGAGGACGAAGAAUCCGUGGCCACCCUCCAGACCUUGAUUCCGCCCAUGGUCGACGUCCUCAAGGACGCCGUCCAGGCCGGUGACGAUGAAAAGACCGGCCAAGCUUUCGAGGUGUUCCAACAAUUCUUGGCCUACGAGUCUGCCUUGCUUGGCAAGUAUCUCAAGGACCUAGUCCAGUUCAUGAUCGACCUUGCUGCGAACAAGCAAGCCGACGACGAGGUUCGCGCCCAAGCGCUGGCCUUCCUCGCGCAGACUGUCCGCUACCGACGCAUGAAGAUCCAGGGUAUGAAGGACAUGGGCCAGGAGCUCACGCAAAAGAGCUUGUUGAUCCUCACCGAGAUCGACGAUGACGAGGAUGACGACGAUAUGGGCCCUGCUCGGUCAGCCCUGGCUCUGCUCGAUCAACUGGCCACCGACCUGCCGCCGCGCCAAGUUAUCGUUCCGCUGCUGGACGCCCUUCCCAAGUUCGCCACCUCCGAAGACCCUGGGUACAGGAAGGCCGGUAUUCUUGCCCUCGGUACGGUUGUUGAGGGUGCGCCCGAUUUCAUCGCUUCGCAAGUGAAGGCCAUCAUGCCUCUCGCCAUCAACCUGUUGAACGACUCCGACGUUGGUGUCCGGCAUACUGCUCUCAUCGGCCUCGCUCGUCUCGCCGAUGACAUUGCCGAGGAGCUUUCCUCGUUCAACGAGCCUAUCAUGACUGCGCUGGUGAAGAACCUGCAAGCGGCCAUGGUCCCGGUCUCCGACGAGAAGCUCGCCAAGAAGAACAUCGAAAUCAUUCGGUCGGUUUGCGGCGCCCUUGACGCCAUGUCUGAAGGCCUGGAUGCCGAGUUCAUGAAGCAGAACGCCGGCGAUCUGGUCGGUAACAUUGGUGCCCUGAUCACCCAUGAUGACUUCAAGGUCAAGGUCGCCGCUUCCGGUGCCAUUGGUGCCAUUGCUGAGUGCCUCGGCGAGGAUUUCAAGCCCUACUUCGAGCAGACAAUGCAGGCUCUGGGUGCAUACCUCACCAUCAAAGAGACCGAGGACGACCUUUCGCUACGCAGCGGCGUUUGCGACUCUGUUGGCCGCAUUGCCACCGCCGUUGGUGCGCAAACCUUCCAGCCCUACGUCGUCGACCUGAUGCGGUCCAGCGAGGAGGGCCUGCAGCUCGAUAACUCGAGACUUAAGGAGAGCAGCUUCAUAAUGUGGAGCUCGCUUGCUAAGAUCUACGAGAAAGAGUUUGCACCGUUCCUUCCCGGCGUUUUUAAGGGCCUGUUUGACAGCCUGAGGCUCGAGGAGGAGGAAAUCAAGCUGAAGCUCAGUGAGGAGGAGAAGGGCAUUGUCGGCACGGAUAACGAAGUCAUCACCGCUGGCAAGAAGAUCACCAUUAAAGGGUCUGAUGACGACGAAGAGUGGAUGGAUGACGACGAUGACGACGAGUACGACGAUUUUGGUAUCUCGGCCGAGGCCCUGGAGAAGGAGGUUGCCAUGGAGAUCCUCGGGGACAUCAUCACCUAUGCCUGUGGCACCCAAGAGAUUACCGAAUAUUUGGAGAAGGCGGUCGAGACCAUCUCCCCGUUGGCCGAACACUCAUACGAAGGCUGCCGUAAGGCCGCUGUCGCGACACUCUGGCGGUCGUAUGCUCGUGUGUGGCAGCUAAUGGAGCAGGAAACCGGCAUCAACUGGGAGCCUGGUCUUCCCCUCAAGCACACCCCAACCGUCACGCUCGUGAAGCUCGGGGAGAUCGUGUGCAAGGCCACCGUUGCUCUGUGGCACGUGGAGGCUGAUCGUACUGUCGUCACCGAGAUCAACCGCAACGUUGCGGCAACCCUCAAGGCUUGCGGCCCCGCCAUUCUUGCCCAGGAGGAGUUCGUCAAGGAGGUUAUCACUGUGAUCUCCACCAUCAUCACCCGCUCUCAUCCCUGCCAGCAGGAUCUGGGUGAUGAAGAUGAGGAGCAGGAGGUCGAAGGGUCGUCUGAAUAUGACUGGCUCGUCAUUGACACGGGCCUUGACGUUGUCAUUGGUCUCGCUGUCGCCCUUGGGCCUGGCUUUUCCGAGUUGUGGAAGAUCUUCGAGAAGCCCAUCAUGCGGUUCGCCGGAUCCGAGUCGGAGAACAUUGAGCGGUCCACCGGUGUUGGCGUCAUCGCUGAAUGCGCGGCCAACAUGGAAGCCGCCGUUACGCCGUACACCGAAGAGCUGCUCAAGCUCCUCCUCAAGCGAUUGUCGGACACGGAUCCUGAGACCAAGAGCAAUGCCGCCUACGCCACCGGCCAGCUGAUUCUCAACUCCACUGACACGAACACCUACAUGCCCCACUACGGCACGAUUUUGCAAAAGCUCGAGCCCAUGCUUCAGGUCCAGGAGGCGCGCAUCAAAGACAACGCCGCGGGCUGCAUCUCUCGCAUGACCAUGGCGCACCCGGACCAGAUUCCGCUCGGCGACGUCCUCCCUGCGCUGGUCGGGCUGCUUCCCCUCAAGGACGACUUUGAGGAGAACUCACCGGUUUAUGAGUGUAUAUUGAAACUUUAUGAGAAUAAUGAGCCCACUGUCCAACAGCUUACCCCCAAGCUCGUCCCCGUGUUCGAAGCGGUGCUCAGCCCCCCGGCGGACCAGUUGGAUGACGAGACGCGCGAAAUUGUUCGCAAGACCGUCUUCCUGCUUUACAACGCCGACCAGGGCCUCUUCAGCAACAACCCCAAUGUCCUGAAGCUUGCCGGUGUUGCGUAA